Messenger RNA from Thunnus maccoyii (southern bluefin tuna), 1555 nucleotides. It is a transcript of the gene gdf7, whose product is annotated as growth differentiation factor 7. The transcript is spliced from 2 exons. Gene Ontology annotation, molecular function: growth factor activity; cytokine activity. Bases 148 to 1437 code for a protein of 429 amino acids. The record is from RefSeq and is a predicted model, not a curated record. Gene Ontology annotation, biological process: BMP signaling pathway; SMAD protein signal transduction. Lineage: Eukaryota; Metazoa; Chordata; Actinopteri; Scombriformes; Scombridae. Gene Ontology annotation, cellular component: extracellular region.
AUUGGAUGUAUUAAGAGUUAUCAUCAUGCAUCCUACGACAUGUAGUAGUAGCAAUUUUCUCUGGCGGGGGGCGCUGUGUAGCGGGUCUACAGGUAACCUACAAGUACAGGAUGAUGACCUCCUGUCAACCAACGAAUAACGAGCCAAAUGGGAUUUUUUUUCGAGUUCAGAACCUCACCUGUAGCUUUUUUAUUUCACUCUGUCUCUUCGCAUCAGAUGGAUAGGGCUGCAGCUUCUCUCCUGUGGUUUGCACUCUGGGUCGGGAUGGGGUGGACGGGAGCCCCGAGGUCCGCUUCACCGCGGCGCACGGACACCAGCAUGAGGAGGAAAGAUCAGUCGGUGAACGGCUCGGUGGUUUUGCACGACUACAUGCUGUAUUUAUACCGAACACUCUCCAAACUUCAACCAAGAGACAUUCAUAUUUCACGUGGAGCAGGAUUUGCAAACACAGUGACGAGUUUUGUGGACCAAGGAAAAGACCAGCCAUCUUGGGAGAGCGGUCAGCGUUACAUCUUUGACUUGUCCAGUCUGCCCAGGAUGGAUGAGCUGGUGGAGGCAGAGCUUAGAAUUCUAAGGAAACCUGCAGCAGACCUCCUGACUGUCCUGACAACAGGAGGAAAUCUGUACAACAUUCAUCUGUACUCCUGCUCUCCCUCUAACAGACAGCUUUUGGAUUCCCGAACUGUGGAGGUUUUAGAUAGCAGUCUCCCCAAGUGGGAGGUGUUUGAUGUCUGGUCCAGCAUGAAGGCCCGUCAGAGGAAUCCCACAGAACCACUGCAGGCCUGCUUCCACCUCCUGGCCUUGUCUGAACUGACCAACGAGGUGGCUGACCCGCUGCUCCUGGGACUGGACCGUCAAACUCGGCUAGCGCAGGAAAAAGCUUUGCUGGUGGCUUUCUCGCACACUGAUACAAGUGACAAUCUGUUCAGAGAUCAUAUAAUGGAGAAGAUAAAGAAUGAGGCAGGUGGAUUCAGACUCCCCAAGCCUUUGAAACUGACUUUAAAACAUGAAAAGAAGCACCAGCGGCAGCAUCAGAGGGCCCUGUCCAAACGGUCAUUUGGUGAAACAGGGCAAGGAGCAGCCGCUGGUGGUGGUAAUGGAGGGAAAACUGGUCGCAGGAGGAUCCGAUGUAGCCGUAAAUCCCUCCAUGUGAACUUCAGAGAUCUGGGCUGGGAUGACUGGAUCAUCGCCCCCCUGGACUAUGAAGCACACCACUGUGACGGGGUGUGUGACUUCCCACUGCGCUCCCACCUGGAGCCCACCAACCAUGCCGUCAUUCAAACACUCAUGAACUCCAUGGACCCAGACAUCAGUCCAUCCAGCUGCUGCGUCCCCUCCAAGCUCAGUCCCAUCAGCAUCCUGUAUAUCGACGCAGGCAACAACGUGGUGUAUAGGCAGUAUGAGGACAUGGUGGUGGAGAGCUGUGGAUGCCGGUAGCACAAAGGAAGCUGGUUGAACAGACUCUUGCAUGGACUGGGGUUUUUUGUCUGUUUGUUUUGGUUAUAAAGCCAAAAUGAAAGGAUUUAUUUUGUUAUUUUAAAUCCAUGUGUCCAAU